Anoplopoma fimbria (sablefish) is the source of this 2603-nucleotide messenger RNA. RefSeq names its product post-glycosylphosphatidylinositol attachment to proteins 6 (gene pgap6). Gene Ontology annotation, cellular component: plasma membrane. Lineage: Eukaryota; Metazoa; Chordata; Actinopteri; Perciformes; Anoplopomatidae. The record is from RefSeq and is a predicted model, not a curated record.
UGCACGGAGAACGAUUUCUCCUUAGCGACAGAUUUGUGUUACAAAUCGUGUGGUUUAAGGACGAUGUCAUGGUUCAGACACUCGUGAAGGAAACAUGGACUUUUGUUUUCUACGGGGUCUCCUUUUCGUCGCCCUGACAGCGGGGACGUUAGCAGACGAUGGACAGGUGACGUUUGUCUCGGAGCUCUCGUCCAAACCUGCUCAGAAGCUGUCCAAGUAUGGUUGGUAUGGCAACGUGAGGCUGCAGAGGUUUCACAUACCAGAGGAGACAGCCAUCGCUCGCUGGCUGUUCUCUGUCACCAAGGGCCACACCUUCAACUGUGGACAGCACAAUGUCACCAUCCAUAUUCAGUACGGGGCCCCUCCAGUUAUAAACCCGACGAGCUCGGUGUUUCCCAAUGAAACUCUAUGGAGCCCCUGUCUGUCUCUGAUCCUUCCGGUGACCUCACAGAGCUCCACGACCUUUAACCUCUCCGAUCCUGCCCCCGGUGUUUGGUACGUUGGUGCCCACUUGCCUGAAGAUGAUGGCCGCAUAGAGCAGAAGGGCUUUCCGUCUUGCUCAUACUUCUUCCAGCCGCAGCUAUCAAUCAGGAGAGCGGUGGACACGCCCACUUUACAGCAGGGCACAUUCCUCCAGCAGACCGCAGCUCCUGACAGACCUGCCCGCCUUAAGUUGUAUGUUCCAGAGUUUGCCUCCUCUCUCUCCAUCUCUGUGGCUGACUGUUCGUCAGAGGACGGAGCCGACGGAAACUGUUCACUAGUCCUCAGGCUCGGCUCUACUUCUCUGCAGCACCGCCCAGUAACAGUGAACUGCUCAGGGAUUAGCUGCUCUGCAGCUCUUUCUAACCCACCUUGGGAUAUGUGGUUACGAGUUGUUGUGGAGAGCAGCCAAGACAACAGUACUGUGACCUUUAGCAUCGUCUCAAACUACACAGUGGGGUGCAAGCCAAAAAGUGUAGGCCUUAAUGUAGAUGAUGACAUCAACAAGCUCCGUGGCAACAGCAGCUAUACCAACUCAACAUCAGCAGACAACAACUCCACUAUUCCAGACGCAGUCACCUUAAGCAACGAUUCAGCAACCCCGUUGUCGUGUGUGUGGAGCAUCCCUGUGCUCUACGAGGAGGUGGAUGUUCUGUCGCUACGAUUCACUCCUGCCACUGGACCCAACAUCAGCGUCACAGAUACACACCCCACACUGCUCACUUACCCCCUGCACACACUUGCCACCGGUGGUACACUGAACCUACAGCUCACACUUAACGCUACUAAUGCAACCCUGGGAAACAGCAGCAGCAGUGUGGUGGCCUGUCUCUCUCCGUGGGCUCCAGUCCUCGAACUCAACCACUCCCAACCCUGUCGCACAGCUUUGUUUGGAGGGUACAGUGUUCGUGUGAAUGCCAGUGAUCCCAAAGCUGUGGUCCGGCUGCCUUUUCCUCAGUCAACAACAUGGUACCUCACCCUGCAGCUUGUAUGCAACAGCAGUGAUUGUGUUAAUACAUCAUUGGUGUCUGUGGUCCCAGAGGUGUUCAUCAGUGCCUGUGUAGAGGACUGUGGGACAUACGGUGAAUGUAGACUACUGAGAUCCUAUAGCUACCUGUACGCUGCCUGCGUCUGCAAGGCUGGCUGGAGCGGUUGGGGCUGCACUGAUGAUUCGACAGCUCAGUCGUACCGUCGCCAGUUGACGGCAACUCUGCUGCUCACGCUCAGUAACCUGUCCUUCUUGCCUGCCAUCGUGGUGGCCAUCAAACGCUGCUACAUCACUGAGGCCUCCGUCUACCUCUUCACAAUGUUCUUCUCCACGUUUUACCACGCAUGUGACCAGCCAGGUGUAGCAGUAAUGUGCAUAAUGGACUACGAUACCCUACAAUAUUGUGACUUCCUGGGGUCAGUCUGUGCCAUCUGGGUCACCAUCCUGUGCAUGGCUCGCAUAAAGGACACAUUCAAAUAUACUCUGUUUAUGCUCGGGGCUCUGCUUAUAGCCAUGUCGAUGCAGCUGGACCGCAAAGGCCUGUGGAACCUGUUGGGUCCCGUCCUCUGUGCCAUACUGUGCAUGGUCACUGCCUGGGUGUACCGGGGAGUGCAGCGACGUCAUUGCUACCCGCCUUCAUGGAAACGCUGGGUCCUCUUCCUGAUCCCCGGGGCAACCUGUGCCCUCGUCGGGGUAUUUUUGUACAUUUUCACUGAGACCGAGGACAACUACUACUACACACACUCGAUGUGGCACAUCCUGGUGGCCAGCUGUGUGGUGUUCCUGCUGCCGCCUAAGGAGAAGAACAGGGAGGCGUCGGGCUGGAGCAGGGGCUGGAGCUGGAGCUGGAGCUGGAGCUGGAGACCCCGGGUAUGUGGGUACACGCUCUGUCAGAGCGACAAGGAUGAACUCUACACUGUCACAUAGUAGGACAGGAGACUCUGUAAGGAAGCAAAGUGACUACGCUUUGAUUGUUAAACAGCACGGAAAACAUUCACAUAAGGUAAAAAGAUAAUGUGUUGACAAAAUCUUACAAAAUAAUUUAAGACUCUGACUCUUCAAAGUUUCUUUAUAUCUUAAAUCAAACAUUAAAUUUAGACCUAUAUUCUCAUAGGUCUACCAUUUUUAUGUUCAA